GAGCGCCUCGGCCUGAGGCCCCGGCCCGCCAUGCCACUGCCACGCCCGAGCCCGCGGGUGCUCCCGGGGCUGCUGCUGCUGCUGCUGCUGCUGGGGGGCGCGGCGGGGGCACCCCGGGCGGGCGGGGGGCCGCAGCCUGCCUUCCGCACCUUCUCGGCCAGCGACUGGGGCCUGACCCACCUGGUGGUGCACGAGCAGACCGGCGAGGUGUACGUGGGCGCAGUGAACCGCAUCUACAAGCUGUCAGGGAACCUGACGUUGCUGCGGGCCCACGUGACGGGGCCCGUGGAGGACAACGAGAAGUGCUACCCGCCCCCCAGCGUGCAGUCGUGCCCCCAUGGCCUGGGCAGCACUGACAAUGUCAACAAGCUCCUGCUCCUGGACUACGCCGCCAACCGCCUGCUGGCUUGCGGCAGCGCCUCCCAGGGCAUCUGCCAGUUCCUGCGGCUGGACGACCUCUUCAAGCUGGGCGAGCCGCACCACCGCAAGGAGCACUACCUGUCCAGCGUGCGCGAGGCGGGCAGCAUGGCCGGCGUGCUGAUCGCUGGGCCGCCGGGCCUGGGCCAGGCCAAGCUCUUUGUGGGCACGCCCAUCGACGGCAAGUCCGAGUACUUCCCCACGCUGUCCAGCCGCCGGCUCAUGGCCAACGAGGAGGACGCCGACAUGUUCGGCUUCGUGUACCAGGACGAGUUCGUGUCGUCACAGCUCAAGAUCCCCUCGGACACGCUGUCCAAGUUCCCGGCCUUCGACAUCUACUAUGUGUACAGCUUCCGCAGUGAGCAGUUCGUCUACUACCUCACCCUCCAGCUGGACACGCAGCUCACCUCGCCUGACGCCGCCGGCGAGCACUUCUUCACUUCCAAGAUCGUGCGGCUCUGCGUGGACGACCCCAAGUUCUACUCCUACGUCGAGUUCCCCAUUGGCUGCGAGCAGGCGGGUGUGGAGUACCGCCUGGUGCAGGACGCCUACCUGAGCCGGCCCGGCCGUGCCCUGGCCCGCCAGCUGGGCCUGGCCGAGGAUGAGGACGUGCUGUUCACCGUGUUCGCGCAGGGCCAGAAGAACCGUGUGAAGCCCCCCAAGGAGUCUGUGCUGUGCCUGUUCACGCUCAGGGCCAUCAAGGAGAAGAUCAAGGAGCGCAUCCAGUCCUGCUACCGUGGCGAGGGCAAGCUCUCGCUGCCCUGGCUGCUCAACAAGGAGCUGGGCUGCAUCAACUCGCCACUGCAGAUCGACGAUGAUUUCUGUGGGCAGGACUUCAACCAGCCUCUGGGGGGCACGGUCACGAUUGAGGGCACGCCCCUGUUCGUGGACAAGGAUGACGGCCUGACGGCUGUGGCUGCCUAUGACUACCGGGGCCGCACCGUGGUGUUCGCCGGCACGCGCAGUGGCCGCAUCCACAAGAUCCUGGUGGACCUGGCAAACCCCGGCGGCCGGCCAGCCCUGGCCUAUGAGAGUGUGGUGGCCCAAGAGAGCAGCCCCAUCCUGCGUGACCUGGUCCUCAGCCCCGACCGCCAGUAUCUCUAUGCUAUGACGGAGAAGCAGGUGACGCGGGUGCCUGUGGAGAGCUGUGUGCAGUAUGCGUCAUGCGAGAUGUGCCUGGGGUCACGGGACCCCCAUUGCGGCUGGUGCGUCCUGCACAGCAUCUGCUCCCGGCAGGACGCCUGCGAGCGGGCCAACGAGCCCCAGCGCUUCGCCUCGGACCUGCUGCAGUGCGUGCAGCUGACAGUGCAGCCUCGCAACGUGUCGGUCACCAUGUCUCAGGUCCCGCUUGUGCUGCAGGCCUGGAACGUGCCCGACCUCUCGGCCGGCGUCAACUGUUCCUUCGAGGACUUCACCGAGUCUGAGAGCAUCCUGGAGGACGGUCGGAUCCACUGCCGCUCACCCUCCGCGCGGGAGGUGGCACCCAUCACGCGAGGCCAGGGAGACCAGCGGGUGGUCAAGCUUUACCUGAAGUCCAAGGAGACGGGCAAGAAGUUUGCAUCCGUGGACUUUGUCUUCUACAACUGCAGUGUCCACCAGUCCUGCCUGUCCUGUGUCAAUGGCUCCUUCCCCUGCCACUGGUGCAAGUACCGGCACGUGUGCACCCACGACGCCGCCGACUGCGCCUUUCUAGAGGGCCGCGUCAACGUGUCUGAGGACUGUCCGCAGAUCCUGCCCUCCGCCCAGAUCUACGUGCCAGUGGGCGUGGUGAAGCCCAUCACCCUGGCCGCCCGCAACUUGCCGCAGCCGCAGUCGGGCCAGCGCGGGUACGAGUGCCUCUUCCACGUCCCAGGGGGCCCGGCGCGCGUCACUGCCCUGCGCUUCAACAGCUCCAGCCUGCAGUGCCAGAACUCCUCGUAUUCCUACGAGGGCAAUGAUGUCAGCGACCUGCCCGUGAACCUGUCAGUGGUAUGGAAUGGCAACUUCGUCAUCGACAACCCUCAGAACAUUCAGGCCCACCUGUACAAGUGCCCGGCCCUGCGGGAGAGCUGUGGCCUCUGCCUCAAGGCCGACCCGCGCUUCGAGUGUGGCUGGUGCGUGGCCGAGCGCCGCUGCUCCCUGCGUCCCCACUGCCCCGCCGACUCGCCCGCCGCCUGGAUGCAUGCCCGCCAUGGCACCAGCCGCUGCACCGACCCCAAGAUCCUUAAGCUGUUCCCCGAGACGGGCCCGCGGCAGGGGGGCACGCGGCUCACCAUCACGGGCGAGAACCUGGGCCUGCGCUUCGAGGACGUGCGGCUGGGCGUGCGUGUGGGCAAGGUGCUGUGCAGCCCCGUGGAGAGCGAGUACAUCAGUGCCGAGCAGAUCGUCUGUGAGAUUGGGGAUGCCAGCACAGUGCGGGCUCAUGAUGCCCUGGUGGAGGUGUGCGUGCGAGACUGUUCCCCCCACUACCGGGCCUUGUCACCCAAGCGCUUCACUUUCGUGACGCCAACUUUCUACCGGGUGAGCCCUGCGCGAGGGCCCCUUUCGGGCGGCACCUGGAUUGGCAUCGAGGGCAGCCACCUGAAUGCGGGCAGCGACGUGGCUGUGUCUGUUGGUGGUCGGCCCUGUUCCUUCUCCUGGAGGAAUUCCAGAGAGAUCCGGUGUCUGACGCCCCCUGGGCAGAGCCCUGGCAGCGCCCCCAUCGUCAUCAACAUCAACCGUGCUCAGCUCACCAACCCGGAGGUGAAGUACAACUAUACGGAGGACCCCACCAUCCUGAAGAUCGACCCUGAGUGGAGCAUCAACAGCGGAGGGACCCUCCUAACGGUCACGGGCACCAACCUGGCCACCGUCCGCGAACCCCGCAUCAGGGCCAAGUAUGGAGGUGUCGAGAGGGAGAACAGCUGCCUGGUGUAUAACGACACCACCAUGGUGUGCCGGGCCCCGUCGGUGGACAACCCUACGCGCAGCCCCCCGGAGCUGGGGGAGCGGCCCGACGAGCUGGGCUUCGUCAUGGAUGAUGUGCGUGCGCUGCUGGUGCUCAACGCCUCCUCUUUCCUCUAUUACCCGGACCCUGUGCUGGAGCCACUCAGCCCCACGGGCCUCUUGGAGCUGAAGCCCAGCUCCCCGCUCAUCCUCAAGGGCCGGAACCUUCUGCCCCCUGCGCCUGGCAACGCGCGGCUCAACUACACGGUGCUCAUCGGCUCCACACCCUGCGCCCUCACCGUGUCAGAGACCCAGCUGCUCUGCGAGUCACCCAACCUCACGGGGCAGCACAAGGUCACGGUGCGGGCUGGCGGCUUCGAAUUCUCACCAGGGAUGCUGCAGGUGUACUCGGACAGCUUACUGACCCUGCCCGCCAUCGUCGGCAUCGGUGGGGGCGGGGGCCUCCUGCUGCUGGUCAUUGUAGCCGUACUCAUUGCCUACAAGCGUAAGUCUCGGGAUGCUGACCGCACCCUCAAGCGGCUGCAGCUGCAGAUGGACAACCUGGAGUCCCGCGUGGCCCUGGAGUGCAAGGAAGCCUUUGCGGAGCUGCAGACGGACAUCCACGAGCUGACCAAUGACCUGGAUGGUGCCGGCAUCCCGUUCCUUGACUACCGGACGUACGCCAUGCGGGUGCUCUUCCCCGGGAUCGAGGACCAUCCAGUGCUCAAGGAGAUGGAGGUGCAGGCCAACGUGGAGAAGUCACUGACACUGUUUGGGCAGCUGCUCACCAAGAAGCACUUUCUGCUGACCUUCAUCCGCACGCUGGAGGCCCAGCGCAGCUUCUCCAUGCGAGACCGUGGGAAUGUGGCUUCACUCAUCAUGACGGCGCUGCAGGGUGAGAUGGAAUAUGCCACGGGGGUGCUCAAGCAGCUGCUGUCUGACCUCAUCGAGAAGAACCUAGAGAGCAAGAACCACCCCAAGCUGCUGCUGCGGCGGACCGAGUCAGUGGCGGAAAAGAUGCUGACCAACUGGUUCACCUUCCUUUUGUAUAAAUUCCUGAAGGAGUGCGCAGGGGAGCCCCUCUUCAUGCUCUACUGCGCCAUCAAGCAGCAGAUGGAGAAGGGCCCCAUUGAUGCCAUCACGGGCGAGGCCCGCUACUCCCUGAGUGAGGACAAGCUCAUCCGGCAGCAGAUCGACUAUAAGACACUGACGCUGAACUGUGUGAACCCCGAGAAUGAGAAUGCACCUGAGGUGCCAGUGAAGGGGCUGAACUGUGACACGGUGACGCAGGUUAAGGAGAAGCUGCUGGAUGCCGUGUACAAGGGUGUGCCCUACUCCCAGCGGCCAAAGGCUGGGGACAUGGACCUGGAGUGGCGCCAAGGCCGCAUGGCGCGCAUCAUUCUGCAGGAUGAGGAUGUCACCACCAAGAUUGACAACGACUGGAAGAGGCUGAACACGCUGGCUCACUACCAGGUGACCGACGGGUCCUCAGUGGCCCUGGUGCCCAAGCAGACGUCCGCCUACAACAUCUCCAACUCAUCCACCUUUACCAAGUCUCUCAGCAGAUACGAGAGCAUGCUGCGCACAGCGAGCAGCCCCGACAGCCUGCGCUCCCGUACCCCCAUGAUCACGCCCGACCUGGAGAGCGGCACCAAGCUGUGGCACCUGGUGAAGAAUCAUGACCACCUGGACCAGCGGGAGGGCGACCGAGGCAGCAAGAUGGUCUCCGAGAUCUAUCUGACACGGCUGCUGGCCACCAAAGGCACGCUGCAGAAAUUUGUGGAUGAUCUGUUCGAGACCAUCUUCAGCACAGCGCACCGGGGCUCGGCCCUGCCGUUGGCCAUUAAGUACAUGUUCGACUUCCUGGACGAGCAGGCUGACCAGCACCAGAUACACGACUCAGACGUGCGCCACACGUGGAAGAGCAACUGCUUGCCCCUGCGCUUCUGGGUGAAUGUGAUCAAGAACCCGCAGUUUGUGUUCGACAUACACAAGAGCAGCAUCACGGACGCCUGCUUGUCAGUGGUGGCCCAGACCUUCAUGGACUCCUGCUCCACGUCUGAACACAAGCUGGGCAAGGACUCACCCUCCAACAAGCUGCUCUAUGCCAAGGACAUCCCCAACUACAAGAGCUGGGUGGAGAGGUACUAUGCUGACAUUGCCAAGAUGCCUGCCAUCAGUGACCAGGACAUGAGCGCCUACCUGGCUGAGCAGUCGCGGCUACACCUGAGCCAGUUCAACAGCAUGAGCGCCUUGCACGAGAUCUACUCCUACAUCACUAAGUACAAGGAUGAGAUCCUGACUGCCCUGGAGAAGGAUGAGCAGGCGCGGCGGCAGCGGCUCCGGAGCAAGCUGGAGCAGGUGGUGGACACGAUGGCCCUGAGCAGCUGAGACACUUGGCCAUCACCGCCCAGUGGGAGUUGAGCUACAGGGCCCGCAGGCGCGGCCUCCGUCCGGCAGCCAGAGCUGGGAGGCCCCGGAGGCAGCCUCGCCCCAACUGUGCCUAGUGCCAGGGCGCUCGGGGCCGGGCGUGCGGUCCAGCGUCCUCCCGGCCCUCCC
Odobenus rosmarus divergens (Pacific walrus) is the source of this 5880-nucleotide messenger RNA. RefSeq names its product plexin A1 (gene PLXNA1). Gene Ontology annotation, cellular component: semaphorin receptor complex. The record is from RefSeq and is a predicted model, not a curated record. The transcript is spliced from 31 exons. Gene Ontology annotation, biological process: regulation of cell migration; regulation of GTPase activity; regulation of cell shape. NCBI's taxonomy places the organism in Eukaryota, Metazoa, Chordata, Mammalia, Carnivora, Odobenidae. Bases 31 to 5712 code for a protein of 1893 amino acids. Gene Ontology annotation, molecular function: protein binding; semaphorin receptor activity.